GUCUGGGAUCAGUCAGUUUCCUCGGAGUGACCGCGAUAGUUGUUCCGAAGUUCUAAGUUCUGAGCAAGAUUUUUUCGAUUCAAAUUUUCGUCAUUAUGCGCAGGAGCUCCAUGUUUCUGUGCUUGCUCCUGGGAGCGAUAAUGCUCUCAAUGGAGUCUGCUCGAGCGUCUCCAGUGGACGCAAGGGUCCGCGCCCAGCUCGAGGCAAAGGUGAUAUCUUCCAUGUCUCUCAAAGAUCUGGAGAGACUUGUUGAGAACGAUGAGCGAGUGAGGAACGCCCCCAAGAAAUCAAAAAUCAUCCUCAUGCCCAAGGGCAGUGAUGAUCCUGAGGCUGAUGCUAUUGUUAUUCAGAGGAAGCCAAAGAAGUACUUAAAACCAGCUGAACCGGAACUUAGAAUAGAAAGCAGUGCUGAAUUCGAAGAUCGCAGCUUCAGAAGACCAUUGAUCCAAUCAAGGUAUGGAUUUGAUGGAGAGUCUGAAAGCACCAGAAGAUCUUCAUUUGAACCUGAGUUUUACUUGGGAGGCUUUGAAUCAUCAGCAACUCAGUUUGAGCCAUCCUGGUUUCAAAUUCCUGACCUUGAAUCAGCUGGAUCCGAACCCGUCCAGAAAUUCUAUGAAUCUCUGGUAGCUAGCGUAAUGAGUCCUCAUGGAAGUGAAACUUUUGCAAGGGAUCCAUUAGCCAUUUUGGAGGCCGUGGCCAGUGAAGAUGUUCCCGCUUACAGACCUCGAUUUGAUUAUGACUCCUAUUCGAAAGAUCCAACUGAAGUAAAGAUGAGAGGUAAAACUUACUGGAAAGAUGCCCCUGAGCGUAGAGAAGAGAAAAUUGAUGAGAACGGAUGCCGAACUGUGGUGAAGAAAAUCAUGGAUCCUGAGGAUGAGAAAAAGUCUCAUAACGGAAAGCCUAAAGGUGUGAUGAUAACCAAAGAAUGUGAAUAUCCUAACAUCGAAGGACCAGAUGCAAAGAUUCCCGAAAUACGGCCAGUUUUCCGACCAGAUACGUCUCGCGUAGAUUCAUCAGCAAGUUUUGAAAAAUAUGACACCGAACCAGAAACAUACAAGAGCAGCCGCCCAGUUGAGCUCGAGUUUAGGAAACCAGAAGCUAAAGAUCCUUUAGCACCUGAUUACAUAGACCGAAUGCUAGAAUCACAUUUCAAGAGCUUCCCAAGUUUCAGCAAUCCUUUGACAUCUUUCAGAGGCUAUCAAGAAAGAUUCAAUCUCCGCAAGCCUGAAGCUUUCAAGGACAUCAAGCCUAAAGUUGGUAUCCAGUCUUAUGAAUACAGUCACCCUGAAUCUGGUUUCGAUGAAGAUGAACCCAGAGCUCCCGUCGAAGACACUAAACGAGAUUCACCAAAGGUGAUCGAGCACCAUUACCAUUACGAUUACCCAGAAAGUGUUCCCAGAAAAGCUGAUCCAGAAAACUACGCCAUAAAAGAAAAAGAUGUGAAGAAGGACACUAAGUCUUCAGAGGGUAAGGAACCUAAGAUGAUGAAGAAGAGUUUCGCCUAUUACCGUAAGGAUAACCCGAAGGAGGAUCCUAAUGACCAUCAAUAUGCUGAAGAGUAUGCUCAGGGGAACUUCCGAAGCUUCUCCUCUGAUUACGACAGUGAAAGGGAUGGCCCGAAGAAAUCUUAAAUCAAAUUUUGCUAUUCCUGUUCUUUCUGAGUGACUUUGGUAGCUAAACUUUUCUUUGAUAUGAUUUUAAAUUGUAUCGCAUUUUGACAGAAACUUGCGCACGUUUUCUGAAGUAAGAGCUGAACUUUCUAAUUUGCUGCAAUGUUCUUUUUGAUGAAAUUAUUCUUGAAUAUUGACAGAAAUCGUGUGCGUUGCUACAACAGCAUCCUAUACGACUUGAAUUGAACUGAAGGAUUUUUACCAGACCUAAACUAAAUUUUAAAUGUUUCGAUUAAAAAAAAUAUUACAUUUUAACUGCUUCUGAAGUUUUUAUAAGUACAUGUUCAAAAUGCCACAUGAAAUGUAAUAAAUCACUCAACUAAAUGUAUCUUUAUUUUUUUGUUUUUGUUUUAGUAAUUAAAUUUUUGUAAAAAAAAUAAUAUAUCACUUUGUAAAAAGUGGAUUUUCUUCCCCUAUUUUAAAUAAUAGAAAAUGCUUUAAAAAUAUGGCAUAAAAUGAUAUAGUUACGUCAAUAUCAGUUUGCUUCUUACAUGAUGUGUUAUGAUAUGUAUUUCUGUCUUAUGCUUAUACAAUGUGACCAAUCAUUACACACACAUUAUUAUUUAUAUUGACACUUUUUCACUUUUUAUAUGUUGUGUAUGUUAUCAAA
Uloborus diversus is the source of this 2280-nucleotide messenger RNA. RefSeq lists its product as uncharacterized. The record is from RefSeq and is a predicted model, not a curated record. The transcript has 4 exons. The coding region runs from base 96 to 1631 and encodes 511 amino acids. NCBI's taxonomy places the organism in Eukaryota, Metazoa, Arthropoda, Arachnida, Araneae, Uloboridae.